AGGGGGCGUUAUGUGUAAACAUGCAAUGCGGGGGCGGGGCUAGUGGUGCAAGAUGGCUACAAGUGAUGAUGGGUGGAGUGGAAUGGAGCAGCUCUCCCGUUACCUUCCAUAGGAACAAGGGGAAGAAUGUUGAGCUAACAGAGAGUAACACAGUAGCCACUAGGACUGAGAGCUACGGCUAUGGUAUAGUGUUCACCAGUAAGCCAGUGGUUGUUGGACAGAUGCUCAAGGUCACUAUGACAGAGAGGGGGCACUGUUUCGUUGGUAAAAUGAAUAUUGGCUUCACUGGAGAGAACCCGGAGGACUCGACACUGACACAGUUAACAUAUUUGUACUGGCAAACAAAUCACAAGCAUUUACUGAGUACACACUCCACUGAUCUCCAAUACAAGAACAAGAAACUCUCUGAUCUGGGUUUCCGCACUCUAGAUUUGAGUGUGGGUGAUUCCUUAGGAAUGUUGCUGACGCUGGAGAAGGAGGUCCACUGGUUUGUGAAUGAUGUGUGGAGAGGGUCUGCACGUGUGAAGGAUUACCCCCUGGACACACCUAUGUGGGGGGUCGUGGACGUGUGUGGACGGUGCAAGGCAGAGAUUUGCACUGUGUCCAGGUGCAACCCUGACUCAGAGAGGAGGCUGAGAGAGAUGGGAGUGGCAAUGGCACAGGAUGCAAGACCUAAAGAACGGUCAUUGUUUGCAAGGUUGCUAGGGUUUGGAUCAACUAAGUCACAAGACGAUGUCACUUCAACCUUGCGUUGGGAAAAUGGUCAGCUUCAACAACAACUAACAAGAGCUAAUGAAGAGCUCACACAAUCACGCUCAGACAAUCAACAACUUCAACUGUUGGUGUCAGAAAAAGGCCAAGAAAACACUCGACUACAGCAACAACUAACACUUUCCAUCAACCAACGACAACGAUCUGACACAGAGAACCAACAGCAGAUAGGGACCCUCAGAGGACAAGUGGACGUCCUCCAACGAAGAGUGGCCUCUCUCUCAGCCACCAAUCGUAGCAGCCACCCUCAGGAGGUGGAGUUCUGGCAGGUGUCUCCAGAGGAGGUGUCUAUUAGAGAGGACGAGAUUCUUGGCCGAGGGGCCUGGGGCUACGUUGCCAAGGGAACCUUUAGAGGAACAACGGUGGCCGUCAAACGAGUGUAUCCUGAAAUCCUACGACAGACUACGAUGGAUCGAAUUCGUCGUGAGAUUCGCACCAUGGCUCAGAUUCGCCACCCCAACCUUGUCCUCUUUGUUGCUGCCAUCGUCAACCAGCAAACAGGUCCCAUGAUUGUCACAGAGCUCCUGGAUACCUCUCUACGUUCUGCCUACCAGGACAAUCGUGUUGGUCCCAACAAGCGAAGGAUCUUUGGAGACAUUUCCUCAGCUCUGGUUUAUCUCCACCGACAGAGGGAACCCAUCAUCCACAGAGAUGUGAGCUCUGCUAAUGUCCUCCUUCUCUCUCUACCCAACAACAAAUGGCUUGCCAAACUCUCUGACUUUGGAUCAGCUAACCUAGCUCGAGAUGCCACUACUCCUGGAGAAGGUGCUAUCCUGUACACUGCCCCUGAGGCCUAUCCUCAUCCACCUUCAUCAUCUCAACCACCACCACAACAGACGACAAAGAUUGAUGUGUACAGUUUUGGAGUGCUUGCUUGUGAAGUGGUGACCCGAACAUUUCCGAAAUCUGAACUGUUUUAUCGUCUGCUAUCGAGUAUGGAAGGUGUAUGGUGGGAGCUCCACCCACUCAUCACCUCCUGUGUCUCUCACUCCCCUCAGGACAGACCCUCCAUGGACACUGUGCUACACCACAUCAAACAAUUGGACUCUGAGCCUUAAGGACAUUUAGUGUCAUGUGCAUAUGUGUGAUGUGUCUAUUUUUCUUCAAUUAUUUUUAUGUUUGGUUUAUUUGUGUGAAAUGAUUUUAUUGUAAUAAAGAUGUGUCAACAUGCCGGA
Messenger RNA from Halichondria panicea, 1946 nucleotides. RefSeq names its product probable serine/threonine-protein kinase DDB_G0271682. Gene Ontology annotation, biological process: protein phosphorylation. The record is from RefSeq and is a predicted model, not a curated record. The coding region runs from base 21 to 1829 and encodes 602 amino acids. The transcript is spliced from 3 exons. NCBI's taxonomy places the organism in Eukaryota, Metazoa, Porifera, Demospongiae, Suberitida, Halichondriidae. Gene Ontology annotation, molecular function: ATP binding; protein serine/threonine kinase activity.